AUGGAUGCAACCAGUCCUCCAGUCCCGGCCAGGAAGCGAACAAAGUCACGCAAUGGCUGCCUUAGGUGCAAGGACAAGAGACGAAAAUGUGAUGAGGCUAAACCCGAAUGUAAUGAGUGUAUUCGGCGCAGUCUACCAUGUCCGGGCUACAAGAAAGAAAUCAAGUGGUCUCUACGACAUGAGAAAAUGCUGCGAAGGGAGCAGCCGAAGUCGUGCGUCAGACGUGCAAGCUCUCCGGAACGGGGGUUGUUCGACCGAGCAACCAGCGCGAUAAAUCAGGAUGUAGUUGCUCAGCCCAAUUACCCAGACCAGCGCGCAGGGGUGACUCCAGGACAUAACCCAGCCACGGCCGAUGCGGAAGAGGUCGGGAGAAUCGACGAAGGGGCGCUUCGUGAAUUUCUGCUUCAAUGCAAUGCCGCAUUAAAUGACCAAACUUCGUGGAUGAACCCGGGCCCAAUAGCUGGGCAAGCAACCGUCGGUGAGGUGGAGACAGUUGCAUCGGAUUCUGUUGACGGAACAAUCAUACAAAAGCCAAGUCUCGCGUGCAACGCUUCGCCUAUCCUCGACUUAGACGGGUUAGACGUGCAGGAUACGUCGCUUUGGCAGCCACCCAAGCUGCGAGACAGCAUCUACGAAGACGUUGACGACGAUGAACAGGUUGCGGUCAGACAGAGCUUGUCGACGUGGCGAAGGAAAGUAUCAACCGCUCCAAAUUCACUGAUCGACGUAACCACGUUUCUGGUGGACCACUGGUUCCGAGAUGUGUGUCCGCAGUGGUCAGCUUUCGACUCAAACCUUAAUCCUAAUCGGUACCACAUGUCGAGCAUAUGGACAAACUCCAAAGCCGUGCUGUACUCGAUGAAGACCAUGUCUGCGACCUGCUUGCUUGACACUUUGCCGCAUCUUAAGCAAGAAGCUUUGUCAUCUGCACGAGCCUCGGUUGAAGCUGUCUCGGAGGACCUGGAUAAGCUGGAGCUGAAAAAAACCGAUGAGAAGCUCAAGGUCCCUUUGGAACUGUGCUUGGCCCUUCUUUGCAUUGGCACAACGAUGUGUUGGCUCGACACAAACCUCCUGGGCCUUGCCUACUGGAAAGAAGCACGUAGACUGCGACAGUUUUUUCAUGAGAACUAUUGGCUACUAGAUGAGGAAGAAAGACAGAAACUUGCCUUUUUUGAGAACAGCUGCGUGUAUUGGGACAUGCUUGCCGCAGUGGUCAGUAACGAGGAGCCGGACAACGCGAACAGUGAAGAUAUCAUUCUCGGCUGUUCGCGACCGGAGCCCCUAGUCCAACCGCAUCCGUGGACGGGCGUUGCCUACAAACAACAGCGCCUGCUUUCCCGCACUAUUGCGCUAUGCCGUCGUCAUCGCAUGAAAAUGCGGAGACUUAAGGCUGAGGGAGACACGGACCCGCAGCCAGAAGCAGAGGACUUGAUGGACGCGUACAUACUCAGCAACGAGCUUGAGAACGCGGAUAUCCCGUCUCCGCAAGUUGUGGUCGACAUGGGAGAUCGCUUGUCCUUGCCGUCGCAUUUUUCUCAAUUGGCUAUUGCAUUCCGUCUUGCUGCGCUACUACAGCUGCACCAGACCUUUCAACUAGAUGUUGGGCUCUAUGGAGAUGUCGGAGCGCAGAAGAGACUCGUUCUGAAGCUCGCAUUCGAAUUGUGCGCUAUUCUCGAAGACAUUCCAGUCUCGAGCAACACGCGCUGCACACAGCCUAUCCUAUACAUCACAGCGGCAUCCGGGCUACGUUUCGACCACCCUCCUGCCGAAGACGUUUUCGCGGCCCUGACGCCCGAGGUACUUGAAGUGCAUCGGGCGAGGAAGUUUAUCCUAGAUAGAUUUGCGAGUCUACAAAGGAGCCUGCCUCCCAAACCGAUCAUUGUUGCUACUGAGCUGGUGCAAGCUAUUUGGAGGAAAUAUGAAGAGGAGCGGGACAAUACGAUGAAAGUGCAUUGGAUCGACGUGAUGAUUGACGAGAAGAAGUACACGCUAUUUGGAUGA
This is a messenger RNA of Verruconis gallopava, 2001 nucleotides long. RefSeq lists its product as uncharacterized. Lineage: Eukaryota; Fungi; Ascomycota; Dothideomycetes; Venturiales; Sympoventuriaceae. The record is from RefSeq and is a predicted model, not a curated record. Gene Ontology annotation, biological process: positive regulation of transcription by RNA polymerase II. Gene Ontology annotation, cellular component: nucleus. Gene Ontology annotation, molecular function: DNA-binding transcription factor activity, RNA polymerase II-specific; zinc ion binding; transcription cis-regulatory region binding. The coding region runs from base 1 to 2001 and encodes 666 amino acids. The transcript is spliced from 2 exons.